Messenger RNA from Cantharellus anzutake, 3104 nucleotides. RefSeq lists its product as uncharacterized. Gene Ontology annotation, molecular function: DNA binding; DNA topoisomerase type I (single strand cut, ATP-independent) activity. Gene Ontology annotation, cellular component: nucleolus; chromosome. The record is from RefSeq and is a predicted model, not a curated record. Bases 159 to 2840 code for a protein of 893 amino acids. The transcript has 12 exons. NCBI's taxonomy places the organism in Eukaryota, Fungi, Basidiomycota, Agaricomycetes, Cantharellales, Hydnaceae. Gene Ontology annotation, biological process: DNA topological change; DNA replication; chromosome segregation.
CGGAUACAAAGACUUAGCGGAUUUUUUGCGUGGUCCUCCCAGGAUCCCCUCUCCUCGCUGUGUGCGCGUCCUCCCAGUCACUCACAACUCACCCUCACAGGCUCGGAGUGUCGGGCCUUCAAAUUUGUUUGAAAACUCGCGUCGUGUAGUAAUCAAUCAUGCCCAAGGUUGAAUCCAGUGACUCGGAAGACAUCCCCUUGCAUCGCACUCCGGCUACUGCGCGCGUCAAUGGCGCCGGGAGUACGAUGAAGAAUGGGAAGAGGCAGCUCCCUUCUUCGGAUGCUGAUGAGGCCGUCAAUGGCACACCAGCUCCUAAGAAGCAGAGAAGGAGUUCGCGCUCAUCCCAUGGGGCUCGCACAACUGCGAAGUCGGAAGAACGCCCAGGCCGUAAGCGCAAGAAAGUUGAAUCAUCAUCCUCCGGGGACGAACCUCUCGCUUCGCCUACGAAACGGAUCCCCGUUAAGGCGAUUCUUCCCUCUGCCAAUGGAAGAGCCGUCGCUUCAGGUGUUCCUUCCGCUGUUAAGACCGCUGCCACAACUUCCGCGCCCAACCCCUCCAGUGACGACGAUGAUCUUCCUCUGAGUGCUCGGGUCAAGAACAAGAACAAGGCUAUCUCACCAAAGAGAGAAUCUCCCAUGCCAGCGGAUGUUCCAUUUCCCGAGACUGUUAUUAACCCAAAGCCUAGGCGCAGAGCAACCAAGAAGGUCAAGAAAGACUCCGAUGACGAUUCUUCCGGAGAUGAUGCGAAACGGAAGAUAAGUCGUUCGAAGAAAAAGGUUAAGAAGGGGCCUGACGACGAAGAUUUAAAGCCGUCAACCUCAAAAGCCCCUCAGACACCUCGAUCCCAAUCUGUCAAGCAAAAGUUCAAGAAAGAGGAGCCGGAAUCCCCGAAGAAAUCUAAAGGCGAGGAAGAGGAAGAGGAAUUGUAUCGUUGGUGGGAGCAGGGGGCUGUUGAGGAUGGCUCCAAGAAGUGGACGACACUGGAGCACAAUGGCAUAUUGUUCCCCCCGCUAUACCAACCUUUGCCUCCUCAUGUGAAGCUGUUGUACAGUGGUCGGGAAGUUGACCUUCCUCCGGAAUCUGAAGAGGUUGCUGGAUUUUUUGCUGCAAUGUUGAAUACGGAACAUGCCAAAGAUCUCGUUUUUCAGAAGAAUUUUUUCCAUGACUUCCUCGAAGUCCUUAAGCGUCAUCCUCCAAGGAAUAAGAUUAAAAUCGCCGAAUUUGACAAAUGCGAUUUUUCGACGAUGGCACAAUGGUUUGAAGAGGAACGCGAAAAGGCCAGAGCUCUACCUGCCAGUGCUAAGAAACAGUUGAAGGAGGAAAAGGCUAAGCUGGAGGAGAAGUAUGUCUAUUGCACGCUUGAUGGACGAAAGGAGAAAGUAGGCAAUUUCAGGGCGGAGCCCCCUGGUCUCUUCCGGGGACGUGGUGAACACCCCAAGAAAGGAGCUCUCAAGCUUCGACUCUCUCCCGAGGACAUCACUUUGAAUAUUGGGAAGGGUGUGCCCAUUCCCACUCCCAAUGUUCCUGGCGAGUGGGGAAAGAUAAUUCAUGAUGACACUGUGACUUGGCUGGUCCAUUGGAAAGAAAAUGUCAAUGGAAACUUGAAGUACGUCUUUCUCGCCGCCGGAAGUUCCCUGAAAGGCCAGAGCGACAUGCAGAAGUUCGAGAAGGCUCGCGAACUCAAGAAACACGUUGACCUGAUUAGAGCUGAUUACACCAACAGUUUGACGUCGAAAUUGAUGAUAGAUCGCCAACUAGCAACUGCACUUUACCUCAUUGACAGACUCGCUCUCCGAGCAGGAAACGAAAAGGGCGAGGACGAGGCGGACACAGUGGGUUGCUGUUCGCUUCGCUAUGAGCACAUCACCCUUGAGCCUCCAGACCGUCUCUGCUUCGAUUUCCUGGGUAAAGAUUCCAUCCGAUAUGUAAACACUGUGUCCGUUGAUCCCCAGGUGUACAAGAACAUUCGGCUUUUCAAGAAGCCACCCAAGACAAUUGGCGACGCGGUGUUCGACCGGGUGUCCCCGAAUCAAAUCAACAAGUAUCUCACCGGGUGGAUGAGCGGUCUCUCGGCCAAGGUCUUCCGUACUUUCAACGCCUCCAUCACCUUCCAAGAUCAGCUCAGCAACAGAACACCAAAAGACGCUUCCGUAGUGGAGAAAAUCGCUGCGUACAAUGAGGCCAACCGGCAAGUAGCGAUUCUCUGUAACCACCAGAAGGCGGUCAACAAAAACCACGACUCGAAUAUGGAGAAGCUUGGAAAUCAGAUUCGUGCCAUCAAGUACCAACGUCGCAAACUCCGCUAUGCUUUGUUCAAGAUAUCUUCUAAGUACAAGACUGAUCCUCGAUACGCCGAGGACGAGAGUGAUAUAGAUGAUGAAUGGAUUGCAGAGUACGAAGAUGAGUCUCGGGAGAAGGAGAUUGAGAAAGCUACCAAGAAGUGGGAAAAAGACAACGAGAAGGCGGAGGCUGAGGGCGAGCCGUCGAUCCCCAAGGACAACCUCAUUUCGAAGAUUGACCAAAUAAACGAGGAAUAUGAUCGGCUGAAGACCGAGCGUGGUACUGCGCACGCUGAGCUUAAGAAGUCUCAAUCCGAGGCUCAGGUAAUAGCCGCCAUUGAUAAGCUUGAUGAGCGUAUCAAGACUGCCAAGGUGAAGCGUCAAGAUAGGGACAACCUGAAGGAAGUCAGCUUGGGAACGAGUAAAAUUAACUACUUGGAUCCUCGGAUUACGGUUGCCUGGUGUAAAGGGAACGGCGUACCUGUCGAAAAGCUGUUCACCAAGUCACUAAUUACUAAAUUCCCCUGGGCAAUGGCAGUCGAUUCCGACUGGAAGUUUUAACGAUUCUCUUUGUUUUGGAUUCACAUUGGACAAGACCCCUCAUCGUCAUACACAAGGCAAUUUAUUAUAUCAUGCAUUUAUACGCUCGUCAUGUCUCGCACAUGGGUUUGUAGCGCUAGUUGAUCACACAUACACUCUUACUAUACCUGCGUUCUAACGAUGUAUGGUAUUGAGCCUGCGUUCCAGUUCCCGGAUCUCAUCCGAAUAGAUAGAGUUGUCUCUAGCAGCUCACCAAGCCGCCCAUUAGAGAUUCUUCCAUUCAAG